GAUUAGAGGAGUGUUACAGCACCAAUCGGUGGCGCUGUAACACUGUCACAGAACGGAUCAAAAAACACUGGGCAUGCUUAAAGAAGACAUGUGAAGUAAACGGCAACAUUUAGACAUUCAAGUUGAACUAGUCUGAACUAAGGACUGAUUUUACUGUGCGCUGAGUUUGUGCUGCCUGCCUCCUGGUAUUAAUACCAAAUUGUAUCACAACUGUCAUUAUGAAGCUGCAUUGAUUUUAGCAGGAUUAACUUCCUAUGUAGUCAGCUCCUGUAUCAUUCCUGGAGCUGAAAGAAGCUCUUGGACUGCAUACCCACCAGUUAUGAAUACAUAAUGCUAUACCGAUGUUCCUGCUGUAGCAUGCUGGAGUGAAUUGCACAGUGCACCAGUCUGCCCUGCUGUCCAAGGUCUAUAUAAAUGCUAAUGAUGGCAGGGCAGUGAAAGGCCACCUCGCUUCUGUCAUGUUAAUAAUACAUUUGCCUCAGAGGAAGUUGCAAGGCUGCAGAUGAGAGCUGGGCUUUGAAGAUCUGACAUAUUAUCUGAAGUAAAAUCUCAUAAAAAGGCAAUGAUUCUGCAGAAUAAGAGAAUCCCCUUAAAUCAUGUUCACAGCUGUUUCCCAAAAGAUGAAGGCAGAUAGAGACAGGAGGACUAAUGCAAAAGAAAGACAUCGCAACCAUGGUUGGUUUCUCUUAUAGCAUUCUGAUUUUUAAUUAAUCCAGUCUGGUCUGUUAUAGUAAUAGUUAUAGUAUUUUCUUCAAGUCUUGAAUUCUCGCCGAAUAAUUUAUACCAGUUUGUCAUGAACUGAUUCCCCUCGAGUCAAAGUUGAUUUAAAGGUGUACAAAAGUCUUGAUGCGUACCAGUUUUCUGUCGCUGUCAACAGAUAAGCUGCUACUCCCACAUGGAAGAGACAAGACAUCUUGCAGACUUGCUUGUUAAUGCUAUUGUAGUUUUACUCAUGUAGCCCUUUGGCUCAUUGUAUCAGAAUAAUUAUUAGAAGCAUUUAGCAAUCCUUUUAGCUCUGUAUGUAACAUUUGAGUAAAAUUUAAAAUCACAGUAAUUAUGCAUAAUUACACUUGUUCAAUAAUUGUGCACAGAGACAGGAAAGCUAUAAUCUUUCUUUUUAACUUCGAUACAUGUGAAGUCUCAGGUUUAUUAACAUUUUUCAUUGGCUGAGAACUCUGGAGUUGUUUCAAAAAUAUUCCCUAAAAAAUACAGCUUUUCAAAAAGUGUCCAUCAUCUGAAAUAUUCUUAUUUGUUGGUAUGAGCUGUGGGUGAUCAGAUGUCAUCAGAAGUGCUAGAGUCCCAGUUAAGUAAGGAGGAGAACAGUGUGCUUAGACCACAGGCUGCCUGCAGAGGAGAGAGAGCUGAGCUCAGAGCAGUGGAAGGACUCCAGCGCCGUGACAACAGCAGUGAGGACACACUCAGAUUAUCAGCAGGGAGAAGUUCUCCUCCCCGGUCUCAGCCUGCUGCAGCCCCACGCUGCCGCCUCUCCCUGCUCUCUCUGGAGCCAGAGAUGUGAUGGGGUUUGGAUCUGAGCCCAGCCCAGGAGAGGCUUCCUGCAGCGGGGCGUCGGGCUGAUGAUGGAGCGCCGCUGACCGCAGGGAACUUAUCUGUGUCCUCCCACAGGCUCGGUGGGGAAUAACCCAGCCAACUGGAUCAGCAGGAGAUUAAAGCCGCCUUCCUGCACCUCUGCUUCCAGCCCCUCUGCUGCCGGGCUGAAGUGUGGGUGGACUGAGUGUUCAGCUCCGGGUGUCAGGGCAGCUACAUGUUGCUGCUGGGCUUCAGUCUGCAUUCCCACUUAUUGGAGCUGACGGGUCCCAUUGCUUCCAGGUUCACACCAUGACCUUUUCAUGUCUGCCGUGAAAGUGCCAGCCUCCCUGUGACAUGGAAAAGUCCAGACUCUACAGACUCCUCUAUUAUUUCAUUCUCAAUUCCCCCUUGGUGAUAUAUGCAGAUGCCACGUUCACUGAAGUCCCGAAGGAUGUGAGUGUUGGGGAAGGAGAGGACGUGGAGAUGCCCUGCGCCUUCAAAGCCCUCAGCUCUGCUCCCAUGUCUUUGGAAAUUCAGUGGUGGUACAUCAAGAUGGACGGCCCCAAAGAAGGACCUGAUGAGCUGCAGAACAGGGCCAAGGGCAGCUUAAGAGAAGCUACAAAAAUAAGUACUGUGCGUAUUCAGGGGAACGCCAUCUCCCACCGCCUCAGCCUGUCUAAAGUGAAGAAGGAGGACGGGGGGGUGUAUGAGUGCCGUGUGUCUGAUCUGUGGGCUGAAGAGGAUCAGGACUUUACAGUUCAUGCUACGCUGACCAUCACUGCGGGACGCGGCAUGGUGGCAGAGGAGGCUGUGUCACACAUUCAGAACCGCUGGUCGCUAAGGAAUACCAAUGCAGCUCUGGGAGGGGGCCAAGUGGGAGGAGUCACUUCCAAACCUAGCCAAGGACUGACAGGAGGAUCCAGGGAAGGGCAGGAGAAGCAACAGGUUCCUCAGCUGGCCCAGUCUGACCUCCUGCCCUCCGUGUCGUCCACCACUACUACCUCAGUGGCCAAGUCCGCCGCCUCCCAGCUGGCGGGGAGCGCAGCAGUCCUCUGGGACAGAGCUGCCUGUAGCAUGAUGAGCACUAUGGACCCUCUCUGCUUCAUCACUCUUCUUUUCUUGCAUAAACUCAUAUUUAUACUGUUGGCCCACUGAAGAAACUCUGCAGAAUUGUAGUUGGGCUUGCAGGUUUUCACUUUCAAAACCAAACUGAAACCAAGCAACAAUCAGAGACCAGCAGGGAGAGACGGGUCCAGCUGUGGGAGCCAAGCACAGAUGGGAGACAGAUCUGCCAUGGAUAUGUAGCAGCAGGACCGGUGACUGUUAAGAAUGUGGACUAGAGACACCAGCUUAGAGAAUAAAGACAGCAUCAGUACAGUUCCACAUGGAGCCAGAGCAGCAGAAUGGAUGUGGUCUGCUUCACACUUUCUCAUGUUCUUGUCAGCCUCUCCACUGUGUGACCAUCAGAGGACUGAAAGCCAGCUCUUCAUCUAUAAGGGGAUGCUCAUAUUCAUUGUUUCGGGGACAAGAGACUUCCACCAUUCUUUGUUCUUAUUUUCUCUAAAGACUGAAGUUUAAUUAGCAUGGCAUAUCAUUUCUGAUGUCUAUUUCUCCACAGCUUCAUCACACCUCCUCAGUAAACACACCUACUGUUCAAAAUGUGUUUGAGUUUAACGUCUACCCAUUUCUCCACAAAUACAUUUACACUAGUCUUCCCAUUACUCUGUUCCACAAUGAAAACAAAUUUGUGAUAACACAUUUUCAGCAAGAUGCACCUUAGUAUUGUUAUUAUCAAAUACUUCCUACAAUGUCUUUUUUUUUUAUUGAACUUAUGGUGAUCAGUGACACACUUCAUCUCGUUGACACAGAUUUAUUGAUAAUUUGCACCAGCUAUUUAGAUGAAGGCUAAUAUAAUAAAAUAUUACAAACA
This is a messenger RNA of Xiphophorus couchianus (Monterrey platyfish), 3457 nucleotides long. RefSeq names its product V-set and transmembrane domain containing 2B (gene vstm2b). Bases 1882 to 2682 code for a protein of 266 amino acids. The record is from RefSeq and is a predicted model, not a curated record. Lineage: Eukaryota; Metazoa; Chordata; Actinopteri; Cyprinodontiformes; Poeciliidae. The transcript is spliced from 5 exons. Gene Ontology annotation, cellular component: membrane.